CUUUGGUUUUACAGCUGCGGAAAUAUACGCAGAGUUGACGCCGCCAGAGAGUGAGCUAGGACAGGAAGGAAACGAGGACAGACUCAGAGAGACGUGGAGACGGAGGGGAAAACGGCAGAUGAGGGUCAAUGGGGCUUUCCAUUGUGUAGGAUCAGAAAAAGUGCGGAGGGAAAAGAAAUCUGCUGCCGAAGCCAGAUCAUACAUCACAGAGAGAAAAGCGUGAGUGAGGUAGAGAUUAACCAGAGUGUGAAGGGAAACCAACGAUUUCAACUUCUACACACAAACGGAGGACUGUGAUCAAAUGUGCUACUAAUGGCAAAUAUGAAUUGCACAGAUAAGCAAAAUUCAAUUAAAGAUGGAAGGUGCUGUGACCGCUGUCCCGCAGGAAAGUUCGUAGAAGAAGAUUGCAAUGCCACAAAUACGACAAAGUGUAGUGAUUGUCCAUCAGGGUCGUUCACAGACGAGCUGAACUACCUGAAAAAAUGUAUUCCCUGUCAAACCUGCAUUAAAAACAGUUUGAAGGAGAGACACUGCACAACUAAGACGAACACAGUUUGUAAGUGUAAGGAAGGUUUCUACUGUAGUGAGGAAAAGUGCAACCACUGCGAGCCCUGGACCCUGUGCCCUGUGGGUGAAGGAGUUAAAAUUCAACCUACUCCAACAACAAACACAGUCUGCGCUCCGUGUGGAAAUGGGACUUACAGUAACAUCACAGAUUAUUCCUCAUCCUGUAAACUGCAUUUCAGAUGUGAGGACUAUGGACUUCAGCUAAAAACUCCAGGAACCUCUACAACUGAUGCCAUCUGCCAAAACUUUAAAUCUUAUUGUUCCUGGAUACUGCCUGCAGGCCUGUGGGCUGGACUUGUGUUGACUGUAGUGGUCCUGGCUGCUUUCAUCUUCUGGAGAAGAAAGCGCAGAUCCUACAGAGCAGGUGUGCACAACACGCCACGUGUGGGUAGAACCAGUGUUCCCGUUACCGUGGUGGAGAUUGUUCCCAAACCACUCAUUCCUCCACCAGAGCUGCCGUCUCACUGCCAAGAGAGCUGCAAAUUACCAUUUUGUCCUUCAGAUGAUACUCAGAUCAUCCGCAGUAUAGAGGACAGCUUGGGCAGCAGCCUUCCCAUAACGCCGCUGAAAGUCUCAGUCUCUUUUGCUGAAUGCAAUCGCACCAACGACAGCUCAGGAUACUGCACCAGCAAAUUCUUCAGGUCGUACUCGGAGCCCCAGGAGGAUGAGUGGUGUGGGACAUAGUGACGACCAAGAGCAGGACACUGAUGGAGCCAUUCCUGGCUCAGAGAUAUUGCAACUGCUGUUCUUAAGCCUGGAGAAGAUUUCACUGACAGUAGAGUUUAGUGUGGCUGAUAGUUUGCUGCCACCUGCAGGACUUUGGUGAAAACUUCAGAUUGUGUAAAGAAAUAUUUACCCUAAAAGCUGAUAGUAAGUGAAAACAGCAGAAUCUGUGGCUUAAGAGAGAUUCACCUCCACAUAACAGGAAAAAGCAAAAUGCUUAUAGUAAAAACACUGCCUUGUAUAAAUUAUAAAGGUCUUUGUCGUGGACUUCCCUUGUUCUUCAAAUGCCAGGCAACAUGCUCCUUUGUUACCGUCAAACAAUCCCUAAGUGAAAAACAGAUGUGAGGAUGUGGAUGAGGCACUGAAUGAAAUUUGUUUUACUUGACCUAUGAUUUGUAACUGGAAUAAUAUUUUAUUAUAAUAAUUUUAUAAUAUUUUGUUCAAAAAUCCCUCAAAGACAGUUUCAAAGAUUCUGUGAAACUGUUGAAAUGGGAUUAUUCACAAGUCAUCUUAAUAUUGUAAUUAAUAGAAAACAGUACUAAAGCUACAUGUUGAAUGUGAUGCCUUUUUUAGAUUUAGAGAAAUAAAACAAAUCUAUGAAUCUAA
Molecule: messenger RNA, 1896 nt
Organism: Girardinichthys multiradiatus
Lineage: Eukaryota; Metazoa; Chordata; Actinopteri; Cyprinodontiformes; Goodeidae
Product: tumor necrosis factor receptor superfamily member 5
Exons: 8
Coding region: 313-1251 (312 amino acids)
Biological process (GO): positive regulation of canonical NF-kappaB signal transduction; cellular response to interleukin-1; positive regulation of blood vessel endothelial cell migration
Cellular component (GO): membrane; CD40 receptor complex; external side of plasma membrane
Molecular function (GO): antigen binding; transmembrane signaling receptor activity; CD154 receptor binding
Source: RefSeq, a predicted model, not a curated record